Bombyx mandarina (wild silkworm) is the source of this 3065-nucleotide messenger RNA. RefSeq names its product microtubule-binding protein cornetto (gene corn). The record is from RefSeq and is a predicted model, not a curated record. Lineage: Eukaryota; Metazoa; Arthropoda; Insecta; Lepidoptera; Bombycidae.
CCGUCCCGCUAACUGACGUAUUUACGAUCGGACUUUCUCGAUGAAUUGGUUUUAUUUUUCAGUGUUUACAUUCAGUGAAAAGAAAGUGACUUGUUUAUCUAGCUAAUUAUCUAUAAGUGUGUUUGACGCUUCUGUUCUACAACCAUUCGGAACAUGUAAUUUACACUCGACAUGGAAGAAGGUACUACUUGUGUAGAAGAUACCGUAUCCCCAGCGGGAGUCACUCAAAACAGUGAAAUUUCUGAACAACAACAACAACAACUCGACGAAUCGAAAACCGAAACUGAUAUCUCCGUAAAUCCUGAAAAUAUAAGUUCUAUCAAAGAUGAAGAAAGUGAAAUUAAAGAGGAUACUGAUCCGAACAAGGACGAAAGCGGCGUGGUCGUGGAUACUGCAGAACAAGAACCUUUAACUGUUUUUAAGCAGUCGUUAGGGGAGCAAGACGCGUGUGAAACGAAUGAAGAUGCGAGAUCACUGGGAGACCUCGAUAGCUUGCCGGCAGGAGACGAGCUGGCGCUCGGUGCUGCGGGCAGCGAUAGCGGCGUCGAAGGUUGCGGCCGCGCACUCAGCAGUGGUGGAGGAUCGAGAUCGUGCGCUUCUAGUGUUGUGUCGUGUGGUUCGGGCUGCGGCUCUGAGAGUUCCUCGUUGGCGGGCGCACCUCCCCUACCUCGUCGACGAGUAAAUGUAAACGUUCCCGAUCCGAAACGAAGUUCACCUAUCGGUUCAUCCACGCCACGACCGGCUACUGCACCUCGCGGACCGAACUUGGCCACUAGAGAACGUGCAAGAAGCAGAGAGAAACCAACUUUGCCAGAGAAGCCUCGACCGCUCACCCCUAAACCUCGAAUCAGACCUAAUGGAGAUCUGCCGAAUCUUGUUAGAGAAAGUCCCGCAUUGCGCGCAAAGCCAACCAAAACCUCAUCGGCUCGAUGUCGCACCCCUAGCUCUCCAUGUGAAGAAAAAAGGUGGCCAACCAAUGGACCGCGACUGACGCCGAAUCCAGAGAACACUGUAACUCGGUCCACCUCAGAUAAAUAUGCUACUUUGCCUCGGAGAAAACGUGAGACGGACGCCGAAGGUUCACCUAAACAUGAGACAACACCACCAACGUCGAGGAGACCGACUGUUUCCAGGUCGGCAUCUUCACGCUGUGCCAUAAAAACUCGCGUGCGGAUAUACGCAGAGAGGACCUCCCAGACAGUACUCUUGGGAACGGACGUUGAAGCGGCGCUCGCGGGCAUCGUGCCAAAUAUAGAAACAAAGCUCGCGGUAUCCCGGUGCGAGCGCGGCGUGCAGGCGAGCACGCGCGGCGCGGAGAGCGCGCGGCUGUCGGCGCUGCAGGCGGAGUGCGCGGAGCUGCGGGCGCGCGCCGCCGCCGCCGACGCGCAGCUGCGGGCCGAGCGCGCCGCGCGCCUCGCCGCCAUCGCGCAGCUCGACGACAACACGCGCCGACUGCUCGAGCUCGCCGGCGCAGCAGGCGCGGACGCCGGAGCGGAGGGCUGCCUGCACGCGCUGGGCGAACAGCUGCGGUCCGCUGGGGAGCUGGCGGCCAGGCAGCGGGCGGAGAUAGACGCUCUGCGCGACCACUGCAAUAAGCUGCAAAUUGAGUGGUGCACGUCCCGCCAGCGCGCGACGGCGGCCGAGGCGCGGCUGGUGGAGGCGGAGCGCGACGCCGCCGAGAUGCACGACUUCCUCGCCGCCGAGACCGCCGCGCUCGCCGACUCGCUCAGGGACGCCGACCGACAGCUCGUCGCCACCAACGCCGAGCUCGACAAGAGACGUGCGGAGUGUCGGCAGCUGGUGCGGCUGUGCGAGCAGCGUCGCCAGGAGGCGCUGUGCUGGGCGGCGCGGGUGCGCGGCGGCGCGGCGGGCGCGGGCCGGGCGCUGCUCGCGCUCUCCCGCCGCCUGCAGCGCCUCACGCGCGCGCUGCUCGCCGCCUACGGGCUGCCCCCCGACCUGCUGCAGCCCACCGUCUACCACAACGACGCCUUCAGUCGCAGUGACAGCGGCGAGGCCGGCACCCCGGAGGAGGAGGGGCGCGGCGGGCUGCUGGCGGCCAUCGCUCGCGCCGUGCGGGCCGCGCCGCCCAUCGCCACCAGCAUCGCCCAUGCCGCCGCCGCGCACGCCGCCGCCACCCCGCACGACGACGACGCCUCCGACGACAACUCCGCCGACCUACUCGACUCCGAAACUGAACCCUGUCUCGUUACGGACCCCGAUUGCGUCGAGGACUGGUGGUCCGGGCCGGAGGGGGCGGACGGUAUCGGCAUUUCUAGCGGAGACGAACUGUCGCCGGAGAGAGACUCUGUGGACUUUGAGAAAGAGGUGGAGUCGGGUUCGGAGUCGCUGCGCACGCUGUCGGCCGCCAUCGCGCACCGGCAGCGCUGCGAGGCGGAGGAGCCGGAGCGCGACGUGCUGAUGCGGCGCGUGCUGGCGCUGGACGACACGCUGUCCCGCCUGCUGGGCGCGCUACGCUUGGCUGCCGCGCACCACGACAAGCAGCACGACGCCACCCUGCUCAGCGCGCUCAGAGAAAAAAUAGACGUAACAGAAAAAAACGUGGCGGACGUGGUAGUGAAGAAGCUGGCUGAACUCGACGCAAGUAAGAAUAUGAUGGAGCAGUACCGACAGUCGGUCGAGACGCUCAAAAAUCAACUGGCACAUCACGAUGAAGAGGACGAUUUGGAUCUAAUCGAAGAGGAGGCGUGGUCGUACGGCGACGUCUCGCGGGCGGAGUGUGCGGGCGCGCUGUGCGGCGCCGCGGCCGCCCUGCGCGCCUCGCGCUGCGCCCGCCUCGCGCCGCUGUCCGCGCGACUGCAGCGCCUCGCCGCCGCCCUGGCCGCGCCCUCCGCCCUCUAGCGGCCGCCCCAUACAUCACUUCCAAUGCCAAAGCGAUAACGAUACUAAAUGAAAUUCUUUUCAAUAAAAACAAAAAUCCUAACUGGAUAAAAGCGUUAGUUCCUCAAUGGAAUUUCGAAUUUUAAGUGGCAAUACUUUAAUUAUUAAUUAAUUGAAAAUGCAAUUUCGAAAAGGGCACAUGUCGCAUAUUUUGUCAAAUACGUUUU